This is a messenger RNA of Apiotrichum porosum, 996 nucleotides long. RefSeq names its product GTPase-activating protein S13 (gene SEC13). NCBI's taxonomy places the organism in Eukaryota, Fungi, Basidiomycota, Tremellomycetes, Trichosporonales, Trichosporonaceae. Gene Ontology annotation, biological process: COPII-coated vesicle budding; positive regulation of TOR signaling; protein import into nucleus. Gene Ontology annotation, molecular function: protein binding; structural molecule activity. The record is from RefSeq and is a predicted model, not a curated record. The coding region runs from base 1 to 996 and encodes 331 amino acids. The transcript is spliced from 6 exons. Gene Ontology annotation, cellular component: nuclear pore outer ring; COPII vesicle coat.
AUGUCUGCGGCACAAGUGUCCAAGGCAGUGGCCGUCGAGACCCAGCACGAGGACAUGAUCCACGAUGCCCAGCUCGACUACUACGGCAAGCGACUCGCGACCGCAUCGUCGGACAAGACUGUCCGCAUCUUCAACGUCGUCAAGGGCGAGGCCAAAGGCGACCCCAUCGUUCUGAAGGGUCACACCGCGCCUGUCUGGCAAGUGUCGUGGGCGCACCCUUCGUUUGGAUCCAUCCUCGCUUCGUGCUCGUAUGAUGGCCGUGUGUUUAUCUGGAAGGAGGUCGGACAGGGACAGGGCAAGGGAUCCGGCGGCGAGCUGCAGGACGGCUGGGAGCGUAUCAAGGAGCACACCUUGCACUCGGCCAGCGUCAACUCGAUCGCCUGGGCUCCUUACGACCUCGGACCGAUCCUCGCGUGUGCCUCCAGCGACGGCAAGAUCUCCGUCCUUUCCUUCCAGAACGACGGCUCGACCGACGCCGUCAUCUUCAACGCUCACGGUGCCGGCGCCAACGCCAUCUCGUGGGCUCCCUCUGUUGUCCCAUCGCCUGGUGCCCCCAAGCCCGCACCGGGACAGCAGGUUGUUGCUCAGAAGCGCUUCGUGUCGGCCGGCUCGGACAAUGCUAUCCGCGUCUGGUCCUACGACGAGACUGCCAAGAAGUGGACCGAGGAGGAGGAGAUCAAGGGUCACGAGAACUGGGUUCGUGACGUCGCCUGGGCCCCGAACAUCGGCCUCCCCGGCAUGUACAUUGCCAGCGCUAGCCAGGACCGCACCGUGCUCAUCCACACCCGCACGUCGUCAACCGCGCCAUGGGACACUGUCGCUCUGAAGCCCAACGCCCCCCAGUCGGACGACCCCCACUUUGCCGACGCGGUCUGGCGUGUGUCCUGGUCCAUUGCCGGCAACAUUCUCGCCGUCUCGUGCGGCGACGGCAAGGUCUCCCUCUGGAAGGAGGGUGUCGGCAAGGGAUGGGAGUGUGUGAGCGACUUUUCCAGCUAG